GACCGAUGCAAACAAAAGGAAGACUUCAAAGGUGGAUAAAUUCAUCACUAUCAAGAGAGAAGACUCAUCUGAGUCAGUCGAAACUCGAAAGCUUCACAACAAUGGCUGCAGCAAUUUUCUCUCUCUUAAUCUUCUGCACAUCUCUGCUCAUAUCGCCAUCCUCUUCAUCACCGAUUUCCGGCCUUCAGAUCCUCCAAGCCGAGCGUCAGAUCGAUUUGACUUCGCACAUUGUUCGAGUUUACAUGACAUUGAAGGUCGAAAAUAUCGGUGACGAUCCAGCUUCAAAGGUUCUCCUAGCCUUCCCGCCUUCACAGUUUGACCAUCUUUCGUUUGUCAAAGCAGCUACAACUGUUGGGAAGAAGAGGAAGAAAUCCUACGUUCCUCUCGAAGUCAACCCUGCUGAGCAAAGUCAACCCGACUCACCAAAUGGAACAAAGUACUAUGCCAUCUCACUGAUCAACUCACUACCAAAGGGUGAAACCACCACUUUAGAAAUUUUUUACGUCCUAACUCACUCUCUUGAUCCAUUCCCGGUCGAAAUAAGCCAAUCGGAGUCCCAGUUGGUUUAUUACCGUGAUAGUGCCGUUAUACUAUCACCUUAUAAUAUAAAACAGCAGGCAUCUGUGGUUAAAACCCCCACUAGUAAAGUUGAGUCCUUCACUCAAGUGGGGCCCACUCACCAGAGUGGUAGUGAGCUUAGAUACGGGCCAUAUGAGGAUCGCGAGCCUUAUUCGUACUCACCCGUUAUUGUUCACUUUGAGAAUAAUCAUCCAUUUGCGGUGGUUGAGGAGCUCGAGCGCGAGAUUGAAAUCUCUCACUGGGGAAGUGUACAGGUGACAGAGCACUACAAGUUGGCUAACGCUGGAGCUAAGCAUAAAGGAUUCUCAAGGCUUGAUUAUCAAUCAAAUCCCACUUCUAGUGGUGCCUCUUCUUUCAAACACCUUCUUGCGGAACUACCCGCAGGAGUUCAUUCUGUAUACUACAGGGACAAUAUUGGGAAUAUUUCAUCAUCAAGACUACGAGUAAAUUCCAAGAAGUCGGAGCUGUUUAUAGAACCUCGUUAUCCUUUAUUUGGAGGCUGGAAAUCGACUUUUGUGAUUGGAUAUGGAGUGCCUCUGCAAGACUUCCUUUUCGAGUCAGAUGAUGGUGCUCGUUACCUGAAUUACACUUUUGGCUGCCCUCUUGCUGACACUAUAGUCGACAAGUUGACAAUCAAAGUUGUCCUUCCAGAGGGAUCAAAAGAUCCUUCCAUCAAAAUUCCUUUCGAGGUUGAGCAGAGUUUGGAGACAAAGCACUCGUACCUCGAUGUGAUUGGACGGCCUGUAGUGGUUCUAAAAAAGAACAAUGUGGUUCCUGAGCACAAUGUUCCAUUCCAGGUUCAUUACAAGUUCAACCCAAUAUUUAUGCUUGCAGAACCCCUGAUGUUGACUUCUGCAUUUUUUCUUUUCUUCAUCACCUGUGUUGCAUACCUUCACAUAGAUCUUUCGUUACGGAAAUGAAACGUCUUAACAAUUUAAUGAGACUUUGAAAGUCGGCUUGUUAUACUUGGAAGUUGAUGGCAAUAUGGACGACAAUUUCGUUUGCAGAUUAGCUAAAACCGGAAAGAAACUAUACAUUUACAUCGUUUUUAGAGAUUACAUACUUUUCGACACGAUCAUUUAUCAUUCGGGGACGAGACUAUUCCGAACUGUUGUAGGUUUUUUUCAACUUGUGGAAACAUUUUGGCUACUGAUUUAAAUGUAAGACACUACAUAUUGUAGCUUUUGUGUUCAGCAACUUUUGCUGGACUAAACACUGCAAGCCCUUGACAAGUUUAAACUAUUUACAUUUUGGUAAGGUGGUUUAGUCUUCCUUGCAGUAUUAUACUUGACACUCCAGAGAAAAAACAUUUAUUAGCAAAAAAAAAAUUAUUUGUGUACUUCCUCAGCUCGUAUUUGUCGAAAAUUAUCUAUAAUCUUCGAACUGGUCUAGAAUGAUUUUUUGGGAAAUGAUUUUUUAUUUUAUUAUUUUCUUUUUUUUGUGUGGAAAAGUGGCAAAAAAAUAAAUCGUGUAAUGGGCAAAAGAACUUGAGCAGAAAAGCUACUUUUUUCAUACACUCAUUAUACUAUCUCACGAAAACAAUUGUGGAGCAUAAUUUAUUACUAUGUUCUAAGACCAAUUAAAAAUGUACAAGUACUUUAGUUUACGAAAGCAAUAGAAAUCUAAUAGUAAAAAAAAAUGGUGUUAACUAAUGAUGUGUAUGUACGUACAUUAAUACAUGUCAAACAAAAUAUUACUCCCUCAAAAAACGAAAUGCUCACAAACCUUAUUCUCUUAUUAUUAUUAUUAUUAUUAUUAUUAUUAUUAUUAUUAUUAUUAAGGAAGCAUCUAAACUGUGGCAAAUUAAAGAAUUGCAGUAUAGAACAAGGGCUUGUUUGUAAUUCAAAUAAAAAUUGACA
Striga asiatica is the source of this 2438-nucleotide messenger RNA. Lineage: Eukaryota; Viridiplantae; Streptophyta; Magnoliopsida; Lamiales; Orobanchaceae. The record is from the annotation of a GenBank genome assembly.